Molecule: messenger RNA, 987 nt
Organism: Striga hermonthica
Lineage: Eukaryota; Viridiplantae; Streptophyta; Magnoliopsida; Lamiales; Orobanchaceae
Source: the annotation of a GenBank genome assembly
AUGACUAAGGCAAAGGAGGCUUUGCUUCCAUCAAUGAUAAAGAAUAAGGCGAAGAGAUCUGAAGUCCAUGCCAAGCUAAAGAACCAAAAGAAAUUGGAGAAGAGGAAGAAGGCAAAGGCACGUGAAGCUGCUGAGAAACGGGCCCUGGAGCUAGGGGAGGAGCCUCCGGCCAAGAAAACUCCCCGCACGAUCGAGAACACUCGUGAAGUCGACGAGACUGUGUGCAUGCCUGAUGAUGAAGAGCUAUUUGCCGGCAAUGAUGCAGAUGAGUUCAGCCCUGUAUUGAAUCAGGAAAUCAUUCCUAAGGUCUUGAUCACUACAGCCCGCUUCAAUUCUACGAGAGGUCCUGCUUUUAUUCAAGAUAUUCUCUCGAUCAUCCCCAAUGCUCAUUACUACAAGAGGGGAACCUAUGACCUCAAAAAGAUUGUAGAGUAUGCAAAACAUAAAGACUUCACGUCGGUCAUAGUUGUCCAUACCAACCGUCGGGAACCAGAUGCUCUUUUAGUUAUUGGGUUGCCCAAUGGCCCUACUGCUCAUUUUAAACUUUCUCGACUUGUUUUGCGGAAGGACAUUAAGAAUCAUGGAAAUCCGACCAAUCAUCAGCCCGAAUUAAUUUUAACUAACUUCACAACACAGUUGGGACAUCGUGUUGGCAGGCUAAUACAAUCACUGUUCCCACAAGACCCUAAUUUUCGUGGUCGGCGUGUUGUUACCUUUCACAAUCAACGUGAUUUCAUAUUUUUCCGCCAUCACAGGUACAUUUUUGAGACAAAGGAAAGCAAAGGGCCCGAAGCAAAAGGUAAAGGCGAAGCCGACAACGUAGCUAAACCUCAAGAGAAAGUUAUUGCCCGUCUUCAGGAAUGUGGCCCUCGCUUUACGCUGAAGCUAAUUAGUCUUCAGCAUGGAACUUUUGAUACAAAAGGAGGUGAAUAUGAAUGGGUGCACAAGCCUGAAAUGGAUACCAGUCGUAGGAGAUUUUUCUUAUGA